Penicillium bovifimosum is the source of this 942-nucleotide messenger RNA. RefSeq names its product nicotinate-nucleotide diphosphorylase (carboxylating). Gene Ontology annotation, cellular component: cytoplasm. Lineage: Eukaryota; Fungi; Ascomycota; Eurotiomycetes; Eurotiales; Aspergillaceae. Gene Ontology annotation, molecular function: nicotinate-nucleotide diphosphorylase (carboxylating) activity. Gene Ontology annotation, biological process: quinolinate catabolic process; NAD+ biosynthetic process. The record is from RefSeq and is a predicted model, not a curated record. The transcript is spliced from 3 exons. Bases 1 to 942 code for a protein of 313 amino acids.
AUGGCUUCAUCCCACGGAGAUCUGCGUCAUCUUCUCCCUGGCAACUACAAGCGCCUGGUCACUUCUUGGCUGGAAGAGGACUGUCCCAGCCUGGACUAUGGCGGCUUUGUUGUUGGUGAGUCAGAAGGCGAAGCCCGAUUGUUGGGAAAGAGUAAGGGCAUUGUCGCAGGUGUACCAUUCUUCGAUGAAGUUUUCUCACAACUAGGCUGCACAAUCGAAUGGCACAUCAAGGAAGGUGAAACAAUCACCCCGAUUCAGCACUGCGCAACCGUGCGCGGGCCCAUCCGCAAGAUCCUCCUCGGCGAGCGCGUGGCGCUCAACAUUCUCGCACGAUGCUCGGGCAUCGCCAGCAAGAGCGCCUCGAUGCUCGCUGCACUGCGUGCGCAGGGGUGGCAAGGAAUUCUGGCCGGUACAAGGAAAACGACGCCUGGCUUCCGCCUGGUGGAGAAAUACGGGAUGCUCGCUGGCGGCGCCGAUCCCCACCGACACGACCUAAGCUCGAUGACAAUGCUGAAGGAUAACCAUGUAUGGGCAUGUGCGAACAACCGGGCUGCGGCGGAUGGGGGUGUUGCCGACCCCUCAUCGAUUGACUCGAUUGCGGCGGCGAUCCCACGCGCUGUGCAGGCUGCAAAGGCUACCGGUGGAUUCUCGACCAAGGUUGAAGUUGAGUGUCGGAGUAUUGAAGAAGCCAAUGCCGCGAUAGGGGCUGGGGCAGAUAUCAUUAUGCUGGAUAACUUCACGCCAGAAGGAGUGCGGGAUGCUGCAGCGCACCUUAAGCGUGAAUGGUCCUCGAAGAAGGCUUUCUUGAUCGAGGUGAGCGGUGGGCUGACAGAAGAGAAUGCGCCAUCGUACGUCUGUGCCGAUGUGGAUAUCUUGUCUACAAGUUCGAUCCACCAGGGCACGGGGAUUGUGGAUUUCUCACUGAAAGUAUCGUUGCGAUAA